Penicillium verrucosum is the source of this 1779-nucleotide messenger RNA. RefSeq names its product SRF-type transcription factor RlmA (gene rlmA). The coding region runs from base 1 to 1779 and encodes 592 amino acids. Lineage: Eukaryota; Fungi; Ascomycota; Eurotiomycetes; Eurotiales; Aspergillaceae. Gene Ontology annotation, biological process: regulation of transcription by RNA polymerase II. The record is from RefSeq and is a predicted model, not a curated record. Gene Ontology annotation, molecular function: DNA-binding transcription factor activity, RNA polymerase II-specific; RNA polymerase II cis-regulatory region sequence-specific DNA binding; protein dimerization activity. The transcript is spliced from 3 exons.
AUGGGUCGCAGAAAGAUUGAGAUCAAGGCCAUCAAAGAUGACCGCAACCGCUCACACCUUUCUGAAACGAAAGGGGGUCUGUUCAAGAAGGCGCAUGAGCUCGCCGUCCUUUGCUCCGUUGAUGUAGCUGUCAUUAUUUUUGGCCACAACAAAAAGCUGUAUGAGUAUUCAUCAUGCGACAUGCAUGAUGCUCUUGGUCGCUACCAAUAUUUCCUUCUCAGUUUGGCCCUCCCCCACGAGCAUAAAGGUCCGGAAGAUUUCGCGGGUAAGCGAGAUGACGACGAUGAGGAAGAUGAGGCUUCGCCAGCUCCUGAGGACAUCCAAGCUGUUCAACAGAACCACCCCGCCAUCCCCCCUCAUCUCCAAAAUCAGCCCGUCUUCCAGCACAUGAAUCAUGCACCCUCCGCGUCACCCCCAAUCCGUCAUGCCAUGACACGUCAUGGAACCCCGCAACCGCAAGCCAGUUCGCGUCCCUCCUCAAGGAAUCACAUCCGCCGAGUCAGUUCAAAUCUUGGCCCCCAGCAACAUGGUACACCUCCACCGCCACCACCCCCUGGCCCGCAGAAUGGAGGAUUUACGUAUAUGCCAAAUCCGUCCAUGUACAACCCGAAUGUUCACCCUAUGAACCAGCAACCUAGACCGGGACAGUUUGCGCACUAUGGACACCCACCAGGACAACACCAAGGAACGCCUCCUAUGCACCCGCACGGUUUACCGCCCCAGCAAAUGCCACCUCAGCACCAGGGCCAACAGCACUUCCAACAACACGGCCAUCCCGUAGGAAUGCCUCCGGGGCCCCACCAGCACGUGCAGCAGGCAUACAUGCAGGAGCAUGGGAGAAAUUCGAUGCCUCCAGGGUUCGCGCCUGACGGUCACCAAGAACGGCCUGGCUCGGAGCACCCCCAAGAUGAUUCUUCCGCGAUGAAAGCAGAGCACAGCCAGUCGCCACCACAAAUGAAGUCGCUAUCGAAAUCACGGAGUAUUUUCACACCCAUUGAUGAUCGAGGAUCGGUGCUCGCCCGCCAUUUUGGAGCUGGAGCGGGACCCUAUGAGUCUCACAAUAACAACUCUCUCAAGGUCGAAGCACUACCACAAGCUUCGCUUGGUUCCAAAUCAAUGCCCGUCAGAGCUGCGACGGAGGCUCCUCGUCCAGGACCAAUUGCUUCGACGUCAAAAAUCAAACCACCAUCCCGAACUAACAGCGGACCGUUGCCAUCAAAACGACCGCAGUUGAAAGUGCAGAUUCCUAGCGAAACUUCCGAUGGCGACAGUGCCACGGCCGACUCAUCACGCGAUUCCGCUGGGAAUAAAACCUCCACACCUGCGAAAGGGAGUGCUGAAAAUGGUCCCCCAGGCGUGGUCUUACCCCCUCCGUCGCCAUCAGCCGGUGCAAUACUGAGUGCGGGAGCGCAAGGGCCUCCAAAUCCGUUCGCCCGACCGCCCCCUCCCGUUGCCGCAGCGCGAAACGACUCUUACGGCAGCAAUGGUGGAAAUCCGAACAAUGGGAAUACCUCGAAUAAUAUCGAAACACCCAUAUCCGCCCUGCCGAGUCGCUUUGUAUCCGAUGCCCUCCUCCCGUCACCUUCCAGUUUCUUCCCCGAAUGGGGCUUUGGCCGGUCCGGCCCAGACUCCAACAUGCUGCCUAGUCCCCUCACCUUCCCGACUCCGGCAGUGCAAAGCGGUCCCAGCUUUUCUCGAGAAGACGAACAAGAGAAAAAGAGAAAAAGCCCCGACAGUGGAUCCGCAGGGGAAGGUGCACAUAAAAAGCCGAAAACCUGA